Molecule: messenger RNA, 3133 nt
Organism: Oncorhynchus tshawytscha (Chinook salmon)
Lineage: Eukaryota; Metazoa; Chordata; Actinopteri; Salmoniformes; Salmonidae
Gene: pou2f2b
Product: POU class 2 homeobox 2a
Exons: 16
Coding region: 106-2307 (733 amino acids)
Biological process (GO): regulation of transcription by RNA polymerase II
Cellular component (GO): nucleus
Molecular function (GO): DNA-binding transcription factor activity, RNA polymerase II-specific; RNA polymerase II cis-regulatory region sequence-specific DNA binding
Source: RefSeq, a predicted model, not a curated record
GGUGAGAGAGAGACAGAGAGAGAGAGAGAGAGACAGAGACAGUUAGAGAAAGAAGGGGACUCAGACACUCAGACAGAUGUGACCAAGACAGCAGCUCUAGCAACCAUGGACUUCUGCAAUAUGUGGGUAGAAGAAAUCAGGAUGUCAAAGCCAGUUGAGGUUGAGAACACAGUGGCUGACUCUCCAAUGGAGAGCACAGAUUCAGAGCGGAAUGGUCCUGACUCAAAUCAUCAGCUUCAGCAGAUGAAAAUCAGUCCCUUUCACCUUUCUCCAACCCUCAGCAGCAACAAGAGUAAGAUGGAAGAGUGUGGUGAGAUGUCCCCGGGCCUUCCUCCCCACCACAGCCACGCCCCCUCACAGACACCCCUCCCACACACACAGCUCAUGCUGACUGGCUCCCAACUGGCAGGGUUGACAGCUCUCUUGCCAGCUCAGCAGCAGUUGUUACUGCAGCAGGCUCAGGCUCAGCUUCUAGCUGCAGCUGUGCAGCAGUCUGUUCAGCAGUCCAACGCAGCUCACGCAGCUCACGCAGCUCACGCAGCUCAUGCAGCCCACGCAGCCGCCCAAGCCAAUCAGCAAGCUCAGGCAGCCGCAGCAGCCAAUCAACAUGCCCAGCAGCAGGCGGGACAGACAGGGCAGCAGGGCCAAUCACAGCCCCAGGGACAGAGCACACAGGAACAGACAGGUCAACCUGUUCCUGUCCCGCCCACUCAUCCUCAGCUCACCCUCUCUCAGCCAAUUCAGCUCACCGCCCAGGACAUCCAGCAGUUGUUGCAGCUGCAGCAGUUGGUUCUGGUGCCAGGACACCACCUGCAGUCUCCUCAGUUCCUCCUCCAACAGCACCAAGGGCAGCAAGGACUGCUAUCAACACCAAAUCUGAUUCAGCUACCUCAGCAAAACCAAGGGAGCCUCCUGUCCGCUCCCAGGCUGGGGCUCCAAGCACAGAGAGAUAAGGCUAUGGAGGGCAGUGGGGUCAUGACCUCUGUGUCCUCUGUGACCUCUCACCCCGAGGAGCCCAGUGACCUUGAGGAACUGGAGGUGUUCGCCCGCACCUUCAAACAGAGACGCAUCAAACUGGGCUUUACACAGGGUGACGUGGGAAUGGCCAUGGGGAAGCUAUAUGGUAAUGAUUUCAGCCAGACCACCAUCUCUCGCUUCGAGGCCCUCAACCUGAGCUUUAAGAACAUGUGCAAACUCAAACCACUACUGGAGAAGUGGCUCAAUGAUGCAGAGACCAUGUCCACAGACAGUACUAUGCCCAGCCCCAGCUCUCUGUCCUCUUCCUCAAUGGGCUUCGAGGGCCUGCCGGGCCGACGCAGGAAGAAGAGAACCAGCAUCGAGACUAACGUCCGCGUGGCCCUGGAGAGAGCCUUCAUCACGCAGAACCAGAAGCCUACCUCAGAGGAGAUCCUGUGUAUCGCGGACCAGCUCAGCAUGGAGAAGGAGGUGAUCCGCGUGUGGUUCUGCAACCGCCGACAGAAAGAGAAGCGUAUCAACCCCAACAGUGCCACCCCUCCCUUGCCCAGCCAGCCCCCCCAAGCCCCACCGACGCACAAACCCCCCUGCUACAGCCCACACAUGAUGUCCAGUCAGAUGUCCAGUCAGCUGUCCAGUCAGCUGUCCAGUCAGAUGUCGAGUCAGCUGUCCCAGGCAGUGACCAGCCUCAGCACCACAUUGACCACAAUGUCAUCGUUCUCCCCUCUGAUCCCCAGUGGUCCCACCCACUCAUCUCUCAGCUCCGCCUCCUCCCCAGUGACUCCUCCUCCUCCUCGCAGCACAGCCAGCCCAGCCACUCCCAGCCACAGCACACUGAGUCUCAACACAGGCUUAUGGCGUUUGGGUAAAAAGAAUGGUGACGUGUCUAACUACAUCACCGAUUUUGCUGCAAACUUGAGGAACACUGUGAUGGGAGUAAACACAGGGAACCAGGCUCUGAACCAAGCUCUCCUCAGCAACAACCAGUUGGCUACUAUACAAGCCCUAGCAGCCAGUGGUGGCCAGCUGCCCCUUUCCAGUCUUGAGGGGGGCAGUAAGGUGUUGCUGGGUGGUGCAGGGGGGCAGGGAGGGGGUCUCCAGUCCUCCUUUUUCCUCAACCACCCCGCUUUCCUCCACAUGGGCCAGAAUCCUGGUGCUGGAUUGGUCAGCGCUGCCGUAGCCAAAGCAUCCCAGCCCUCCCCUUUCCCCUCCACCAGUAGCAUAAGCCCCACCCCCUGCUCCCCCUCCCCUUGCUCCAGCCCCGCCUCUUCCUGCGACUUUGAUGAAUUGGCGCACAGCCCAUCCUCAUUGGGAGGGGCUAAGAUUGAGUGACACAGCCAAGUGCCAAUCAGAGAGGAGGAGGAGAAAGGAGGAAACGACAACCUCGCCUUUCAACCAAAGCUCUCUUUUACCACUCUCGCCCUACACUCUCUCUCUCUCCCCCCCAGUCUUUCGAUGCCAAAAAUAUACAGAAUGAAAGAGAGUAGAGGGGGGAGUCAGAAGUGAAAAGGGGGAGAAGGGGGGAAAGAGGAAGAUUGAAACCAAAAAUCUUUAUCUAUCCAAAGUGAUGGAGGAGGCAUCGUGGGACUCUUUAGUCAAUACUGAGCGAUAUCGCACCUCUCCUUUCUGUCUCUCUUUCUUUCCCGGGAAAAUAAACCAAUGACAAAUAACAGGAGUAGAGAUGUGUGUCGAAUCACGUGAACCAAAAAUGACAAAAAUAAACAUUACUGUGUGUUUUGGGAGAAUGGUGACAGGGACAGAAAAAAGAAGUGGAUGAUUUUCUUUGAAAAGCUGCAGGUCUGAAAGAGGAGGAGAUGGGAGGAGGAUUUUAAACCAAAAAUGUACCUGAGGAGGAGAAGAGGAACACACAAUGACAAAAAUCAACAACCAUACCAAAAUCCCAGAAACCAAAAAUACGGAAGGAAAAGCUUUAUCCAAACGACUUGUACAUACGGAUCCUAUCCAGGACCAGGACUCUGCCCCCCCCCACCCACACACACACACACACACACACACGAUAUCCACAGCCGAUCACAUUCAUCUAUCCAUCUGAUUAGUCAUCCACCCUUCAUGUCUGUCAUAGUCUGUCACUCACUUUCACUGCAAUUAUAUUGUUUCUGUGGGAUAUUUUAGAUUGUUAUAAAUGGUUGAUACUUAA